CAGCAACAACAACAGCAGCAAAUGAGUCCAGUAGAAAGACCAUUUUCUCCUCCUCCUACACCUGCUUCAGUCAGUUCAAUGUUUUCAACUUCAUCUCAACAAUCGUCACAGCAUCAAGGUUCAAGGUUCUUGCAAAAAUAUGACAUUAGUCGCCAAACACAAUCGCACAAUGGCGCUAUACCUUCUCGAGGCACACCUCCUUUAUCCCGAGAGAAUACCCGGACUAAUACAUCAAAUGGCUUCCCAUUUUCUCAGAAUGCAUCACCUACUUCCUCUCAAACUCUUCCACAACAGCGCUCUACUUCUCAACGUUCGUUGUCUACAGAGACUAGCUCUGUUCCAAGCAUACCUACAAGCACUAUGAGUAGCAUAAGCAGUAGCACAAAUAACAGUGGCAAGUCUAUUAAAUUGCCUAAUUUUCGUUUGCGACAAGGUCCAUCGUAUGGCAGUGAUACAGAAAUGACUGUGUCGUCCUCAACCUCUUCAAAGCUCACUUCUAACUCUAAAUCAAGUUCCUCGUUCUGGAAAGGAUCUAGUUCAUCAACAAAAAAAUCACCUCAUAUGUCAGAGAGUAAAUCUACCAAGUCUGAAGGAAGUGGCCGAAUCCCUUUUAUUUACUAGUUAAUAAUGAUAAUAA
This is a messenger RNA of Gilbertella persicaria, 637 nucleotides long. RefSeq lists its product as uncharacterized. Lineage: Eukaryota; Fungi; Mucoromycota; Mucoromycetes; Mucorales; Choanephoraceae. The transcript has a single exon. The record is from RefSeq and is a predicted model, not a curated record. The coding region runs from base 22 to 621 and encodes 199 amino acids.